UUGGCGCGACUUUCGUUCGUGUCGGCGCCGCGUCUCAAGGUUCAUCCGCGCCGGUUAUUAACGAUGUCAAGGCGUUUACCUUGAUCAACAAUGUUCGACGGUGAAACCGCAGAACGCGGGCGUUGUCGCGACGCGUUUUGAGGCGCAGUUUUUUUUUUCGCAACGGAACGAGACUUCGCGAGACUGCUGCUAUCGACCGUGAGACCACCAUCUUUCCGAGCCCAGCAGUGUCCAGCAGACGACGCACGACGCACCGUCGGGCUGUCAACGUACAAACAUGGCGUCCGCAACGUCGUACCUAACCACGAGGUAUCCGAUUGUCUCGUAAAACGAAAAUAAGUGUCGUUUCGUUACGGAGGGGACUGGGAAUAAUAGUUCUAGUCGCCGAUAGUGGGUGGAAGGUCGUCACUCUGACAUUCGCUUGCGCACUUCCGUACCCUUACUGAUGGAUGACGACACGAUUGCUUUUGGAGAGGAGGAGGAGGCCCAGAAUUCCAACAAACUUAAACACCCGUACGUUACGCUGUUUCACUUGGCCUUCCGGAUAGCGGCUAUAAUAGUUUAUUUGUUUUGCGGCUUGUUUUCAAAUAGUUUUAUAGCAAGCUUUGUAACAGUGGUACUACUUUUAUCGAUGGAUUUUUGGACCGUUAAAAAUAUUACAGGAAGAUUAAUGGUUGGCCUUAGAUGGUGGAAUUAUGUGGAUGACGAUGGCAAAAGCCAUUGGAUUUUUGAAUCUAAAAAGGGUGCACAACAGAACCGCAUUAACGCAACCGAGGCGAGAAUCUUUUGGUUAGCUCUGAUUUUGUGCCCAUUUUUUUGGUCACUGUUAUUCAUUGCAGCGUUAUUUGGCUUUAAAUUCAAAUGGCUUUUGCUCGUUUGCAUUGCCAUAGUUUUAAAUGGUGCAAAUCUGUAUGGCUAUGUCAAAUGUAAAAUGGGAAAUGAUCAAAAUAUUUCAACUGCCACAAGUGAUUUCAUCAGGAAACAAGUUCUUCAAAAUGUUACGUCAAUAAUGAAUAGGAGUCCACCAACGAAUAAUUCCAAUCAACCAACUAAUGUUAUAUAAAUUAUGAAACAUUAAUAUAUGUGU
This is a messenger RNA of Mycetomoellerius zeteki, 1087 nucleotides long. RefSeq lists its product as uncharacterized. NCBI's taxonomy places the organism in Eukaryota, Metazoa, Arthropoda, Insecta, Hymenoptera, Formicidae. The record is from RefSeq and is a predicted model, not a curated record. The transcript is spliced from 6 exons. Gene Ontology annotation, cellular component: Golgi membrane. Gene Ontology annotation, biological process: vesicle-mediated transport; protein secretion. Bases 446 to 1063 code for a protein of 205 amino acids.